AGCCCAUUGGCCCAGCCGCCCUUCGCCGUGGGGCCGGGGUGACCCGGGGGGGGGUCACUCGCUCGCCCUUGGCCGUCACCAUGUUCGCUGCUUGGGGGGCUGCCCCACGGCGGGCCCUGGCCUCCGCCGCCGGGACCCACGCGGGCGCUGCCGGAGGUCGGACGUGGCGGGCGCUGUCGUUCCUGGUGGCGCUGCCGGCGGUGGGGGUCUGCAUGCUCAACGUCUGGCUGGAGGAGCAUCGGCACCACCGCCAGCCCCCCGCCUUCGUGCCCUACCACCACCUCCGCAUCCGCACCAAGCCGUUCCCGUGGGGUGACGGGAACCACACGCUGUUCCACAACCCCCGCACCAACCCCCUGCCCACCGGCUACGAGAAAUAGGGACCCCCGGGACCCCCCCGGGACCCCCCCGGGACCCCCCAAAUAAACAAACACCCUCAACCUGC
Messenger RNA from Grus americana (Whooping crane), 445 nucleotides. Its product is annotated as cytochrome c oxidase subunit 6A2, mitochondrial. Gene Ontology annotation, biological process: mitochondrial electron transport, cytochrome c to oxygen. Lineage: Eukaryota; Metazoa; Chordata; Aves; Gruiformes; Gruidae. The record is from RefSeq and is a predicted model, not a curated record. Gene Ontology annotation, molecular function: enzyme regulator activity. The coding region runs from base 81 to 380 and encodes 99 amino acids. Gene Ontology annotation, cellular component: mitochondrial inner membrane. The transcript is spliced from 3 exons.